This is a messenger RNA of Linum trigynum, 7069 nucleotides long. NCBI's taxonomy places the organism in Eukaryota, Viridiplantae, Streptophyta, Magnoliopsida, Malpighiales, Linaceae. The record is from the annotation of a GenBank genome assembly.
GAUCAAUUAGAUCAUAUAUUUUUCCAAUUGUGAUUUAAUUUUCGAAGUAUCAUAACUUUACUUGAUAUCGAUUAUAAUCGUAUUAUUUGUUCAAAUGGAAAGCAAAAAACCCUUUUUCUCAGUCUUGAGUAGUACAAAUGAAAAAGUGAUGUCCGAGAUCUAAAUACAUAUGAUAAGCCUAUGAGAUCCCGAUUGGGCACCCGAAUCACUCACUUCUAUCUAAUUGGAUCACAUUAGGUACUAGGAAAAUAACUUGUCUCUUAAUCAAGUCCUUAUGGUAUGGUUAAUAGGUAAUAACAUAUAUAAGUGGGGGUUUCUUUUUUCCUUCUCCAAAGAACAAAUGUCAAAAGUACCUUGCUAGUUACUACUCAUGUAUAGGUAGUGGUUGAUAAAGAAGUUAAAUCCUUUUUAGUUGUAGUAUAUAAGGAGAGAAUUUAUUUUUAAAAAAAUAAACAAGGAGAGAAUUUAUUCAUUGCCACAAACACAAGCAAGCAUUUUGACUCUCAUACCUAUUUGGAUCCCAUAUCCAAUAGUAUUUCUAGUGGAUGGUUGGGCAAACAAAGUUUCUAUAAAUUACCUCACAUAUUAUUAUUAGAUCGCCCGUUUGGGAUUUGUGACUUUGGCGAUGAAAGAUGCAUGAAAAUAUAUUGGUGAAGUAAGAGGAGAAAAUAAGGGUUGGACUUCCCGUGUGAUGAAGCAAAUUCAUAGGGUCCCUUUUAAGUAAAUAUGGUUAGAGGGUGUAAAGGGAAACACCAUUGAGUACCCUUUAACACUAAAGCAUAGCAAGUUCAAUCAUAAACAUCAUUUACUACUAAGUAUUCAUUAGAAAGAAAGAAGGUAGGAGGAAAUAAACAUACUUCUAACUAGUUCAAAUGAUUCUAUGACAGAGUCGUCUUAGUUUCAAGAUUCUUGGUUUAAAUUGGACAAUCAACUUCGUGCUUAUUUUCUUCUUCAACAUUGCAUAAGCUAUAUUUAUGAUAAGAGUCUUUUAUUGGCGCCCGAUAGGUAGGCUAUUAGAUUGGAGGGGAGGGGGAGAGGGGGGCAUGCAAGAGAAAAACUCCAAGCUCUAUAUUAAAACUAUCGACAAAGUCACAAAGUACGGGUUAGUUACAUCGAUGACUCAGAUUCGAUCAUCAUAUGAUCUCAAAUCCAUCACCCUACAAGUUCCAAUUCAUCACUCCAAGAUCGGAUCAACUUGAUGGGAAACAAGCUGGAAAAUUUCUAAGUGUUGGAACAGUUCUAGGAAGGCUACUUUGGAGGGAUGUUUCGUCCAAAUGAUUCAUUGAAAAUGCAGGGUUAGUGAAUUGUUUUAAAGCCUGGAUGUUCCUCUACAACUUAGAGUCCUUCGAGCUGCUCAAAAUCAUAUCCUGCAAUCUGAAAACUGUCUGAUUUGGGCCAAGGCACAAACUGAGUUUCAGGUACCUACUUUGGAGCAACAUUUGUGGAGUUCGGGGUACAACCAACUGGUGAUUCGAGUUGGGAAUAGAAGAGUGCAACUUUCUAAACCCAGAGAAGGGAUUGGCUGACCUCGACUCGAAAUGGAAGGCUAUUUUUCCAGGAGAUUGAAGAUGGAAUGAAGGUUGUUUCCUGGCAGCUUACUUGGUGAAGAAGAUUGUUGCUUGGUUGACAAGUUUCAUUGUUUGAUCGAAUUCCUUUCUUUGUUUAACUUGAAUUUGUUUAAUUGUUCAAUUAGGAUUAUGUUAGGUUGUUUCGUGGCUAUAAAUAGCCUCUUUCAUUGAUUGUAAGAGACAUUUUUUAGUUUAAUCAAAAAUUACUCCGAGGAGUUUUCCCUAGCUUGCGAGCUAGGUUUUCUUGGUUUUUGGCCAAGGAUUGCAGAUCAAUCAAGCCAAGUAUUCACCUUGAUUGAUUGGUGAAUCUACCCACGUUAGCCUCCUCCCCUUUGUGUUGAGGUUGCUGACCUGGUUCCUCUACUUUCCAUCGAUUCCACCCUCUGUUUUUACUACGAGAUCACCACCAUCACGACUCCUUUGUUUCCCGCUGUGAGAUUCUGAAACGAGUUCCCAUCCUUGGGCUCAUCAAAUCAGUACGCCAUAAUCAUCAAAAUGAAGAGAAGAAAAGAAAAGAUCAUAUAAACCCUAUAACAAGUUAUAUAUCAUGGGGAUGGAUUAAGGUGAUUUUGGUUUUUGGACAAUCAUCUAGGUUAAAGGGGUCAAGUAUGCGUUGAAACAUAUCGUUGCUAUCAGAAUUUAUGUUAUGUUUUUUGAAUUGGUUUGUCAAUUUCGACAACUUUAACUUAGACCUUCUUUUUUUUUUUGACGAAGAUGGACUGAAUGACCAUGUUGUGAGUGAGACCAUGUCUUUAGCUCUUCCAAACUUUAGUGAUAAAUUUGCUUAAAACUUACAGUUCAAUGACUACUAUUGUAAUAAUCCCACAAAGACCAGCAGGCCUUCCACUCAGGCACGACACAAAGCUCCCAAAGUUGUUCCCAAAAUGCCAAACAAGCCCUGAAAUUACUGAAUUUGUCCUUUGAGCCCCUUCUGUUGCUUCCAUAACUCGCCAAAUAAAAAUAGCACAAUGGGAUUAAAAUACAGAAACCAAUUUAACCAACAGGCAGCAGAACCGAAAGGUUGACUCUUGACUGCUAUGAAAGAAUCUUUGCGCUUCCAUGGCGCCAACGUUUGUACUAGCUCUCUGCCUCGAUCUCUUACUGCACAAAGAACGCGCCUUUUUCUGACACACACACACAGAAAAACAUAAAACAAACAUCCUCAAAAUAAAAAGUUCAUUCCUUUCGAUCUACACGAGAGCUUUCCUUUAUAGACAAUUCCUACACCAUAUAUAUAAUUUCUUCUUUUUUCUCUUUUUCUUCCAUCCCCAUCUUUUAAUUCCUUCCCUCCAUCUCCUUCCAACCAUUUUUGCAGGCUGUAAUUUGGAAGGAGAAAACAAAUUGGUUUUCCUUUAAAGCCUCAGUUACUCCGUUUUUUUUUUCCUGGGAUUUCUGCCACCCCGUGGCUCAAGGAGACAAUCCUUGACCUGGGUUUUGUUCCAUUGUUCUUGAUGAUAAUCAAUCUGGGGAAGAAAUUGGUUUGAAUGGGGAUUUACUGUAUGAGCUGAAAUUUUCUUGAAUGGGCGUGCUGUGAUUUCUUCAUAAUUUCCAGUGUGGAGGAAGGAAAAGGCUUGUAAGAGCUUUUGGGCGUGUAGGGAUUUCCCCGAUUCUUCCCUUGCGGAUUGGAGAAGUUUUGAUUCUUAGGUAAAAAACUUUACCUGGGCUUUUCUUUUUGGGUGCGGCUGUUUGUCUGAUUCUCUGAGGUGAAAAAGUCUGGUUCUUUAUGUAAAAGGAUGUCAUUUCUUGGUUUGUAGUAUUUGCUUUGUUGUUUGUUAUGGUGGGUUUCUCGGAGUUCACGAGAUAGAGGGAAAGGGAAAGGGAAAGGGAAAGGGAGAGGGAGAGGGAGAGGGGAUUGUUCCUUUUCAACUAACGUAUAUAAAUUCGGGUCGGGUCACAAUCCCAGAUUCCAUAAUUCAUCGCUUUCUUCCUUCCAUUCUGCCACUUUGAACAGUUAGAGCUCCAGAGUAAAUAGAGACAGAAGGAAAGAGUGGGUUGUAGUUUUGUUAGGACUCUCUCUCUCUCUCUUCUCAAAUUCACUUGUGGGAGGAUUUGGAGAAUCCAUCAGGGAAAAUAAGGGGCAGUGAGAUUCUGGUUGCAGGCGGAAAAGGCCCCCAAUUGUCUGCAGAUUUCACUGAAUUGAGAUUUGAUUUUUGGUAUAUGGGAGAAAAUAACAGUUCUUUCUUUCGUUGUUUAUUCUUUCUGGGUUUCCUUCCCUGAUCUUCUGGUGUCUUUUCAUGGAUGGAUGUGUAAACAGUUGAAUUCUGUGUGUGUUGAAGCCCAGGUGGGGGAAGAAGAAGGGGAAAUUCUGUUGUUUUUUGUGACGAUGAAGUUUCUGAGCCUGGUGGGGAAUUCAUUUGGCUGUUCAGCAUCUGGGGAAAGAUUAGUUUCAGCUGCCAGAGAUGGUGAUCUUCAGGAAGCUAAAGCCUUGCUUGAAUGGAAUCCAAGGCUAGCCAGAUACUCUACUUUUGGAGUCAGGAAUUCCCCUCUUCAUUACUCUGCAGCUCAAGGGCACCAUGAGAUAGUUUCACUAUUGCUCGAGUCUGGUGUUGAUAUCAACCUGAGAAACUACCGUGGCCAGACUGCAUUGAUGCAAGCUUGCCAGCAUGGCCAUUGGGAAGUUGUUCUGACUCUGAUCCUCUUUCGAGCUAAUAUUCACAGAGCAGAUUAUCUGAAUGGUGGUACGGCUCUACAUUUGGCUAGCCUGAAUGGUCACACGAGAUGCAUACGCCUGCUUCUCACCGAUUACAUCCCGAGUAUUCCCGAUUGUUGGGAGCUGUUGAGGAGCAGCAACGAAUCGUCGCAGAAGGAGUUGAUCUCCGAAUUCGAUGAGGGUGCCCUCCAUGAGGUUAUCAACAAACCUGCUGAUGGGGGAAUCACAGCUCUGCACAUGGCUGCACUAAAUGGACACGUAGAAACUGUUCAGUUGCUUCUGGAUUUGGGAGCUUCUGUCUCUGAAGUCACCGUGGAAGAUGGGACCACCAUUGAUCUGAUAGGAGCUGGAAGCACACCUCUCCAUUACGCUGCUUGUGGUGGAAACUUACAAUGCUGCCAAAUAUUGAUUGCCAAGGGUUCCUGUCUUGAUGCUGAAAACGCAAAUGGAUGGACUGCUUUAAUGGUUGCUAGAUCAUGGCAUAGAAAUGAGCUCGAGGAAAUUCUUAGUAGCCAACCUGCAGAGCAACACCAGCAGCAGAUGUGUCCUUAUCUCUCGAUUCCUCUCAUGAGCAUCGUUAAAAUUGCCCGGGAAUGUGGGUGGCGGAACAAUGAUCUCCUUCCUUCUUGUCAGGACCCAUGUGUUGUAUGCCUCGAAGCAAGGUGCACUGUUGCUGCAGAAGGAUGCAACCACGAGUUCUGUACUCGUUGUGCAUUGUACCUAUGUUCAACAAUAUGCACCUCAAUGGCUUCCCAAGGUCCCCCGGGCUCAAUUCCAUGCCCAUUAUGCCGCCAUGGGAUAGUCUCCUUCGCCAAGCUCCCUGGAACAAGGGCAGCCCUAAAGUCCAUGGGACACAGAACAACCUUGUCACUCCCAUUCUGUGCUUGUUCAUCGGAGGACCUAGAACCAAGCUUGCUGAAUGCACCAUUGUGCAAACCAGACUUCCAGUGCACGAGGUCAUCCUCAUUCCGGUCAUUAAGCUGCCAAAAGUUCCCCUCGAUGAAGUUCAACACCAGCAGGUGCAUUGGAGCACAAGACACAGAUUCAUCGUUGAUUCCUUCCUCUGUUGAUCCAAGCAUCAGGGAGCAGCUAGUGAGGUGCUCAAGGUCGAGGCUCAGGGGAUCAGGUUCUAACCACGAGCGAAGGAGGUCCUGGAUGUCGACGCUGAAUCAGUAUGUCACCAUAGGGAGUGGUUGCUGACCCAAAAGGUCUUCAUAUGAAUCACCUUUUUGUGCCAAUUUUUGCCUAUGGUGCUGAAUCAAUUUUUCUUUUUUUUUUUUUUGCUUGUUUAGAAUGUGAUACUCUUGAGGGAUUACUGUAAAUAUCUGAAAGAGAGAGAAGUGAAAGAAAGAAGCUGCAGAGAAUGGAAUAUUUGUGGUACUUUAAGCUUGAUUCCUCUUUGUACAUAAGAAAGAAAGAAACACAACACACCCAUAAUCAUAUAUACUACAUGUAACUUUUGUUAAAGGUCUUAAGUUUAAGCUGCUUCUUGUGGCUGAUAUAUUAAUCCAUGAAACUGAAUUUCCCCAUUUCUCCAGUUUUUCUACAUGGGGUUUCCAGAAAGUUUCGAUCUUUAGUACACACACUUCCAUGGAGAUUGUUACCACUGUGACUUGAAUAAUGCUGAUGAAAGUGUAGAACAGUAUACAAAACAAGGACUGAAGCCACCAUUAGUAGACCAGAACCAUUAAACAAAACAGACCAGGUUGGAUUCUCAUAACUGCAAACUUACAAACAAUUAGUUCAAUCUCUGUUUUAUUAAAGAGAAAGAUAAUUACAUUUCCAACUAGCCAAUGGAGGCUCAAGCUCAAGAGGGAUAGCAAAGGUGAAAAAACGUGAUACAUCUACUAAUUACGUAAACGAAAAAACUAACUUACUAAAUGUAAUUAAAAAUUAAAAUACUAAAAUAAGAUAUCUACAAAGUCUUGCAAGGUCAAGAAAACGAAAUGAGAGAACAUAAAAAUCGGAAAAGAAUAACUUCUGAUGCACAUGGUUAAAACAUAAGCUCGAUCAGGAUAGCGUCGGUGUUAAGACUACAUAGUCAUUCUCAACCUCCAGUACUUGAAGUUCGAUGGAGGGAGGAUACAGACAUCAUGGGACGAGGUGCAUGAAUGAACAGCUGAAGUAGCCAUUGACAGGUUGGUUUUUGGAAUGAAUUCUGUUACAAGAAGAUGGGACUGGAAGUGAGAGAAAUGAAGGAGGCAAGUGGGAAGAAGAUGAAGGAGAAGAAGAUGAGACAGAGGUGAAUGAAAUAGGAAGGUGAGGGAAUAGAUGAAGUGAUAUAAGAGGGAAAGAGCAGAUGGUUUGUGAAGGGAUGGAUGGAGUUUAUAUAGAGGAAAAUGGCAGAGACUAGAGAGAUGUAUUUGUUGUUUUUGGUUUUGGUUUUCUGAAAGAAGUAAAUAUGGAAAUCAGGAAAAGGUACUGACAUUCCCAAAAAUAUGUUUUUGGUUUCUCAAUAGAGAAGAGUUAUGGUCUUAUGGACAUGGACUAGUAAGUACAUCAAUACUCUUAUACCAUCUUCUUCCUAAUAGUUAUUAAUCUAAUUGUUCAUUAUUCAUUAGCUUAAUAGUAAGCAUUACUCUCAACAAUACUACAAUAGAUGUACAUUGGCGUAUUUGAGUCUUAAUGAUCAAAUUCGACACUACAUACAGUACUGGCGUUCGAGUGUAAUACGAUAUAUAGAAAGGGGGAACAAAUAGACGAAUGAAGAUAGAUAUAACAAGCAAUGUAGGCACAAGUGAUUCAAAGGCUAUUAGUGAGCAAAACGUAUGUUGUUAAUAAGAGAAAACUACUCAAAUAAUUGACAUCAUCUUAAUCGAACAAUAUAAUAAGAUAAAGUUAUAAUCUUUGU